Messenger RNA from Vespa crabro (European hornet), 4665 nucleotides. RefSeq lists its product as uncharacterized. Gene Ontology annotation, biological process: citrate transport; monoatomic anion transmembrane transport. Bases 811 to 4419 code for a protein of 1202 amino acids. Lineage: Eukaryota; Metazoa; Arthropoda; Insecta; Hymenoptera; Vespidae. The transcript is spliced from 25 exons. Gene Ontology annotation, molecular function: calcium ion binding; succinate transmembrane transporter activity; citrate transmembrane transporter activity. The record is from RefSeq and is a predicted model, not a curated record. Gene Ontology annotation, cellular component: membrane.
AUUUUGAUAUGAAACGUAAAGAUCGAACAAGUUUUUUGGAUAUCUCAAGUAGUCUCGGAGAUAAUCAUUUGUUAGACAUUUCGUUUUAUCGAGAACGUAAGGAACUUGUUACGGUCGUGCCUAAAAAAAGGAAGAAAAAAGGAAAGGGAUAAAAGAAGCGGGAGCAAAACAUGUCAAGCAGCACGAUGCGCUUUACGGUAGCGCCAGCUUCUGGUUCACUCGUUACUAACUCUUUGGCUCCUGUUUGACUCAGAAAAGAGAAGUGUGUUGUUGGGAUAAACGCGUCGCGUGAACGUGGAUAUUUUAUAUAGUUAGAAAUGUUGUCAGUCGAUUUAACGAAGCUUUCUUGAUAAUAUCGCACGUUUGACGUCCAGCUCCCGCUGAUAUCCGGCGACACGGUCUUUCAUUUUAAAUAUAACGGUGUAUAAAUAAGUAUGAGCAAUAGCAGAGAAUACGCGGAGCUCCCGACCGUAUGAAUUUUUUUUGAUACGCACGUUUGGACUAUCGAUCAUCGCUGAUAUUUUCCCAUUUCAUCGAGGAUCCAAGAUCAAGGGUGCAUCAAAUGCGUUCAAUAUUUAUGACUUUUUCUUUGACGUUUACCGUAUAUGUUCUUUGUGCGUGGGUAUGCAGUACCGAAACACCAAGGAACACUUGAAUCCAAAAUCUGUAAAGAAUUUGGAAUAUACCUUUGUUUUCGGAAGAACGUAUUUGGAAUAAACGAGUUCUCUUAAACGAUGAAUACUUGUUUUGUACUGGCUAAGGGCUGCUUAGUUUGCCGCUUGACCCAGUUUAAUAAAAAAAAUAUACACAAUGCUGUUCUUCCCGAACUGGUUACAGCCGCAGGACAUGCUGCACGAUGUUGAGAAUCGUUAUGGGAUCAGUACAGAUUCCUGUAUAAUGUUUGAGGAGUUCUGCAUAUUUGCCACAGAACUGGCACUUCUGUGCGAACGAGGAACAGUCGUUCCUAUGAGCACCUCUCAUUUGUUACACUGUGAUGGAAAGGAUACUAAUUACAAAAUUGGUUCAAAGAGAAUGGCAUAUGAGGUAUUUUUGGGUGGCUCUUGUAAUCCAACCACCUGGAGGUCAGAGAUAGCAAUACCGACACUUCAAAGACUUGGAAUUACUUAUUAUAAUCCUCAAGUAUCACAAUGGGGUCCAGAGCUUAUAGCUCAAGAAUAUGAAGCAAAACAGACAGCACGCGUUUUGCUUUUUGUAAUCGAUAAUCAAACUCGUAAUAGCGCCGGAAUUAUAGAGGCAGCUCAAUUGGCAGCAACUAGGAGUGAAUCUCUGAUUCUUGUAAUUUACCCAUAUCGACAAGAUCAGACUAUACUCGGAGAAAGUGUUUCAUCACAGGAAUACUAUGAUUUAAUGAAUGGAUUACUUGUACUUCAAUACUUUAUGGAAAGACACAGGAUACCUAUAUUUGAAAGUGUAUCGGUCGCUCUAAAUUGUACAUCUAAGAUUUUGCGCGAACAAAUAAACGUACAGGACUUACAUGCUGAUGAUGGAGCAAGAACUAUGAGAAUCUCUCUAAGUCAAAAUGGGUCCGAUAUAAUAAUGUUAAGAGAGAUUUUUAAAUCUUUGGACAUUAAUGAUAGUGGUACAAUAAAUUUAAAAGAAGCUUGGGUAGCCUUACAGACAAACACAAAAUGUAAUGUGUCAGUUUCAGAUCUGUUCAAUGCUGUAAAUAAGUCAGAAACGUACAGAAGCGUGAUCGAUGGAUUUCCAGGGAAAGGUGAUCCAGCAGAAUCGCGGAUAAACUUCGAACAGUUUUACUCUUUAGCCAGCGAAGCUUCAUGGCGGAUGAAGAAUAAUGGAGUUUCUUGUGAAAGUGAGAUACCUUCAGUUUGGAGUAUAUUAUGUAGGAAGGCCUCAAAAUUUCUGCGCAGAGCUAUUGUACACCCUUUUAAUCGUUUCCUAGAUUGGACUAACUCCUUAAUACCAGAGUCUGAGAAGAGAGACCUGUAUGUUGGAGUGGUCAGUAAAGAUCUGUUUUGGUUAGAAUCUUCUGCAGCUCCAUUGAUUGAGUCUAUGGGUUUGACUCUAUAUCGACCAAGCCUGAAUGAGUACAACGUAAGGGUAUUGCCACACGAAUUACAAAGGAUGAAAAAUUCGCGGUUAAUCCUAUUAAUUGUACCGCAGCACUCUCGUGGCAUUGCUAUAAUGGCAUUAGCAGCUCACUUGAUUGGAAUACGUGCUAAGCUUGUCCUGUGUGUUCAAAUUCUCCCCGAGGGUUGUAUUAUUUCUGGUGAAAAGUUAACCGAACAAGCCACGAAAGACUAUAAUCGGGGAAGGAUGUACCUGUCGGACUAUGCAAAGCGCGAAGGUGUACCUGUUUUUCAGAAUAUCGCUGAUGCACUGCAACAUGCGAUACAGCUAGUUCAAAGUCCCUUUUUAAGAGACAACAAGACAGGAAUCAUUGCCGAGAAGUAUAUAGUCCUUUUAGAGCCAACGAGUACGGCAUCAUUUAGAUUUGGAGAUUCUAAGAGCAAAAGAUUGCCUACAUCCAAAUCGAAGGGAAGUGCCACCCGUGGUACAGUUGUCAUGUACCACCAUAAUGGAACACCAAUUCCUAAGAGUAUUACCGCGAAGGAUAUGCUGGCAUAUACUCUAUAUUUUUCUAUUAUGAAUACGAUUGCAAUGGAACCAGAAGUUACCGUCACGACGGCUAGAGAGAAAGAGCCACAUUUGGGUAAUCUUCUUAUACGAUUUGUAGCAAUAUAUUGGAAAUCAUUUAUAAUUGUACUAUGGCCAUUGAUUCUAUUGCCAUUAGUAUUUAUAAAAACUGAAGAGGUAUUGGCCAUGCGAUGUUUAUACGUAGUCGCUUUGAUGGCUAUGUUUUGGGUAACAGAGGCUCUACCAUUACCCAUCACAGGUCUCAUACCCGUGGUAUUUUAUCCUCUAAUGGGUAUUAUGAGCACUAAUGAAACUUGCCUUUGUUAUAUGAAUGAUACUACAAUGAUGUUUCUUGGUAGCUUGGUUAUCGCCGUUGUUAUUGAAAACUCUGGUCUACAUAUGCGCAUUGCUCUCUUGAUCAUAAAAAUAAUUGGUUGCAGUCAUAGAAGAUUGACUUUGGGCCUCUUUUUCGUGACGAUGUUCAUUUCUAUGUGGGUUUCUAAUACCGCUGCUACAACGAUGAUGAUACCGAUUAUGGAGACGGUACUCUUAGAACUUGAAGCACAAGGACUUGGUAAUAUGUUCAUUCAAGAGAAUGAAACUGAAAUGGCGAUUUCACCUAUGUAUGUAAAACAUUAUUUAUAUAUUUCUUCUUCAUAUAUAUUUAAUAAUCUAUCUUUAUAUAUUGAAUUUUAUUAUAGUUCAAAAAGACCGACACAUAGUACAAUGGUUUAUUAUUUGGUGGCAGCUUAUGGUUCAAGUCUUGGUGGUAUUGGUACGAUAGUAGGAAGCGGAACAAAUUUAACUUUGAAAGGAUUUUUCGAAACACGUUUUCCGAAUAGUCCAAGUAUAAGUUUUGCCUCUUGGAUGCUUUAUUCUGUACCACCAAUGUUACUGAUGGGACUUCUGUCCUGGCUAUGGCUACAAGUGAUGUACAUGGGUCUAUUCAGGCCAAAAAGCAAAGAUGCUAGAGCGAUUGAUAUUGGUUCCCAAGGAGAACGUGUUGCUACAGAAGUGAUACAAAAAAGAUACAAGGAACUCGGACCGAUUUCGUGGCAUGAAUCUGUAGUUGGAGUUAUGUUUGUAACUGUAGUACUACUUUGGUUCUUUAGAAGUCCUGGAUUCAUGAAAGGCUGGCCAUCUUACAUCACGAAUUUGCCCGUCAAGGAUUCAACGGCGGCUACGUGUCUGACGAUCUUAUUUUUCAUACUUCCAGCAAAACUUGAUUUUCUACAUGCCUUUGAUAAGGAUCCGAAUAAACGUCCUAAAAAACCGUCGCCUGGUAUGAUAACAUGGCAGACGAUACAUCAAAAAAUGCACUGGAGUUUGAUACUGGUGCUUGGUGGAGGUUUUGCUAUAUCAGCUGGUAGUAAAUUAUCUAGAUUAUCAGAAAUCCUUGGAAAUUUAUUAAUAGGAUUGAAUUCUAUACAUCCAAUAGCAAUAUUGGCUAUUGUUUGUAUAUUUGCAGAAACUGCAACUGAGCUCACUGCAAAUGUUGCUGUUGCAAAUAUCAUAUUACCAGUAUUAGCAGAAAUGUGUGUGGCGCUACAAAUACAUCCUUUGUAUCUUAUGCUUCCAGCAACUAUAUGUUGUUCAUUCUCAUUUCAUUUACCAGUAGGUACACCACCCAAUGCCAUUGCCAGUGCAGCAGGACAUAUAAGAACAAAAGAUUUUAUAAUUGCUGGGAUAGGUCCAACUAUUAUAACACUCAUUAUAACUAUAGGAGGAUUUUGUACUUGGGGUACAUAUGUAUUUAAUUUACAUGAAUUUCCAACAUGGGCUUCGCAGAAUAAAACAAUGUAGAUUUGCUUUUUAUUUAGUAUUAUUCAUAUUAAACUUUUUUUAAGGACUAAAUUAAAUUAUAUAUGAAAAUUUUUAUAUAAUAUAAUUAUCUAGAAAAAAAAGAAGAAAAAGAAGAAAUAAAAUAAUAUUAUAUUAUGGUUACUCUAUAAAAAAGAACAUCGUGAAAUGGUAUUACAGAAGCUUAACUUAAUAAGCCGACUAGAAUCUUCAUAUUAUCAUAUCAAAAUAAAAAAUAAGAUAAAUAUA